AUGGCUCCACUCCUCCUCCCCCUCCGCCUCAGCCCCGUCCCCGCCGGGAGCUCCACCUCCCGGAUCGCACCGAGGCCACGUUGCGGCGGGGCUCUACCCGGCCCCUACGUUGCGGCCGGCGCCUCCGUGGACGUCGCGCGGCCCGAGGCGUUCCGGUGGUUCGUGGCGCUGGCGCCGGGGUCCUACACCACCACGCUCGGCUUCAUCAUGCUCGCCAUGGGCCUCACGCUCCAGCUCAGGGACUUCGACGCCCUCCUCCGCGACAGGCCCCUCGCCAUUUUGUUCGGGUGUGCCGCGCAGUACACCAUAAUGCCUGCGUUUGGCGCGAUCGUUAGCCACGCGCUGGGGCUUCCCCCGCUCCUCUCAGCUGGACUCAUCCUGCUGGGAUGCUGUCCUGGAGGAACUGCAUCCAACGUGGUGACUUUAGUUGCUCAAGGUGAUGUUCCAUUAUCCAUCGUGAUGACUGUCUGCAGUACUCUUGCUGCAGUGUUCCUUACUCCUCUGUUAACGAAAAUUCUUGCCGGUGCUUAUAUUCCUGUGGAUGCUGUGAAGCUCUCUCUCAGUACUUUGCAGGUGGUGGUUGCCCCAAUUCUAUUAGGUUCAUCGAUACAAACUGCAUUCCCAUCAGUAGUUCAAUUCGUGACUCCUUUUGCACCUCUGAUUGCAGUCUUGGCUUCAUCCCUUCUGGCAUGCAGUGUCUUCUCUGAGAACUUUGUGCGCCUAAGAUCGACAAUUGCUGAUGCAUCCUCUGUGAAUGGAAACUUCUUCUCUGAGGAUAUCAGGGUUGUCAUGCUCUCUGUCUUCUUGCUGCAUUUUUCUGGUUUCUUUGUCGGGUAUGCAGCAGCAGCUAUAGGUGGUUUCAAAGAAAAACAAAGGAGAGCAAUAUCUAUUGAGGUAGGAAUGCAAAACUCAUCCUUAGGGGUCGUUUUAGCAACUGCACAUUUCUCCUCACCCUUGGUCGCCCUGCCUCCUGCACUCUCAGCUGUUGUCAUGAACAUGAUGGGUAGCACACUAGGUCUCAUAUGGCAAUCUAUCAGCCCUUCUGUUUCAGAGAACAAAACCACUGACAUAACCAAUGCAUGA
Molecule: messenger RNA, 1083 nt
Organism: Miscanthus lutarioriparius
Lineage: Eukaryota; Viridiplantae; Streptophyta; Magnoliopsida; Poales; Poaceae
Source: the annotation of a GenBank genome assembly